This is a messenger RNA of Cucurbita maxima (winter squash), 2189 nucleotides long. RefSeq names its product E3 ubiquitin-protein ligase RNFT1-like. The transcript is spliced from 9 exons. Gene Ontology annotation, molecular function: ubiquitin protein ligase activity. NCBI's taxonomy places the organism in Eukaryota, Viridiplantae, Streptophyta, Magnoliopsida, Cucurbitales, Cucurbitaceae. The record is from RefSeq and is a predicted model, not a curated record. Gene Ontology annotation, biological process: positive regulation of ERAD pathway. The coding region runs from base 451 to 1848 and encodes 465 amino acids.
ACGAAUAGAUUGAAACAAAGGUAAUAAAUUGAAGCUCUCUCUGAAAUUGCGAUCAGAUAUUGAUCUUGGAGAGAGCUGAUCUUCCUUCUAUACCUUUUCUUUUUCCCCUUUUUCUCUGGUUCGCUCUCUUGUCCUCAAUCGCUCGAGAGCUUCAUUCAUAGGGCUCAAAUUUCCCCCAUUUUUCUAUAUCAUUAUCGCCGUCGAAACCCCAUCAAACCUCUUCAAUCAAGUCCUCUUUUCGUGAUCGGCUGGUUUCUUUGACCUUUUAAUCCGAUGAUCGCGCCCCACUUGCUCGAUUUCUGAUUCACUCUUGAUUUUGUGUUCUUGUUGUAGCUAGAACUACUGUAGAUUGGAUUUUCUUAUCUGGGUUCUUGCCAUGUCGUGAUUUUUCUUCAUCUGAGGUUCUCCACGGAGUCUCGUUUGCGGAGAAGGGUUAGGCCAUUCACCCGAAUGGAAGGGUCUAGUAUCGACCCCGACUCUCAUAGAGCUGCUUCUACCAGUGGUAGUUCAAGAAGGUUUGGAUUGUUAGCUGCCUCGAAUAUUAUUCAGGCUCCACUUUCUGCUCUAUUAGAGUAUUCGGGUCUUCUUCGUGGCCGCCCAAGUCAUCAAGAACCUGAGGCAUUGAUAAGUGCACGACUGCCUUCGGCUUUUCGAGGCCAUCUUCGCAGCCAGAUUGACGAAUCUUCAAGUGCCAGUAAUGAUGGAGAGGUUUCGAUUAGGAUAAUUGGGGCUGGGGAACCAGAACAUGGGAGAGAUGGUGCUGGACUAGUAGUUGGGCAAGCGAGGGAAUUCAGUGGUCAGAAUGCAGCGUCUUCGCAAUCUGUGACCUUGGCAUCGGAGCUUAGCCAGGGAGAUUCUGCUACUGAACGCAGUGCUCGAGAGGGCAUUCCUCAAUCGAUAAAUGCAGGCGCUGAUGGGGAUGCCUCGGAGGCAGCUGGGGGAAAUAGCAGGGAUUCUUCUUAUCAAAGGUAUGAUAUUCAACAGGCUGCUCGGGGGAUUGAGCAGAUUCUCCCAUUUAGUUUUCUUCUACUGGUGGUCUUCAUUCGACAGCAUUUGCAAGGCUUCUUUGUGACAAUAUGGAUUGCUGCUUUCAUGUACAAGUCGAACGAUAUUUUGCGAAAACAAACAGCGUUAAAGGGGGAGAGAAAAAUCUCUGUUUUGGUUGGCAUUUCUCUUGCAUUCACCAUUCAUGUUAUUGGUGUGUACUGGUGGUAUCAAAAUGAUGGCCUUUUAUAUCCGUUGAUCAUGCUUCCUCCUAGAGCAAUACCUCCUUUUUGGCAUGCUAUUUUCAUCAUCAUGGUGAAUGACACUUUGGUCCGCCAAGCAGUGAUGGUGGUGAAGUGCAUUCUAUUGAUGUAUUACAAGAACAGCAGAGGCCGCAAUUAUCGUAAACAGGGUCAAAUGCUAACUUUAGUCGAAUAUUUACUACUACUGUACCGUGCCUUAUUGCCCACUCCUGUCUGGUAUCGCUUCUUUUUGAACAAAGAGUACGGGAGUCUAUUUUCUUCGCUAUUGACGGGACUGUACUUAACUUUCAAACUCACAUCUGUUGUUGAAAAGGUGCAAUCCUUCUUUGCUGCUUUGAAAGCACUGUCACGUAAAGAGGUGCAUUAUGGGGCAUAUGCAACGUCGGAGCAGGUGAAUGCAGCUGGUGAUUUGUGUGCUAUUUGCCAAGAGAAGAUGCAUGCUCCUAUCCUACUCCGAUGUAAACACAUAUUUUGUGAAGAUUGUGUAUCAGAGUGGUUCGAGCGGGAACGAACAUGUCCAUUGUGUAGGGCUUUGGUUAAACCUGCAGAUCUCAGGUCAUUUGGUGAUGGAUCAACCAGUCUAUUUUUCCAGGUUUUCUAAGCCAUUUACUUCCAGCAGCCCAUCAGAGGCUUUGUGGUUCAUCACAUAUUUACCUACACAAAAUGUACAUCUAACUAAUGGCCUGUGUAGUUAGAUGUACAUUUUGUGUAGCAAAGACUGCGCGCACAAGAAGAAUGUGCUCGGAAACCCGAAUUCGGUAUCGGAUUGUAUACGUAAUAGUGUCCCUUUUGUGUUGCGGAGGACGGGUUUAACCACACAUGCAAAAUUAAUGAAUUGCUGAGUCUGGAGUGUAAAUUUAGUAGUACCAAAGUCAGUUGUUGUGUUGAUUUAUAAAUUAGUCCAAAAUGAGAAAUUGUUACAUAUAAUACCCAGUUUGAUUA